Molecule: messenger RNA, 3801 nt
Organism: Gymnogyps californianus (California condor)
Lineage: Eukaryota; Metazoa; Chordata; Aves; Accipitriformes; Cathartidae
Gene: RFTN1
Product: raftlin, lipid raft linker 1
Exons: 10
Coding region: 46-1845 (599 amino acids)
Source: RefSeq, a predicted model, not a curated record
CGCCGGGCUGCGCUUCGCCCGCCGCCUGUCCCAGGAGCUGCUGAAAUGGGUUGUGGAUUGAAUAAACUAGAGAAGCAUGAUGAAAAACGACCUGGUAACAUCUAUUCAACUUUGAAGAGGCCCCAGGUAGAAACCAAGAUAGAUGUUUGCUAUGAAUAUCGAUUCCUGGAUUUCACGACACUAAAUGAUACUGAGCUGCCAGGAUCAUCUGCAAUCAAGCUCUCCUCCUUGCGUGAUCUUCCAGCUCAGCUGCAAGAAUUGUACCAGCAGGGCUUCAUCUUGGCUGCUGUCCACCCUUUCGUGCAACCAACUGAUGAAAAAGAGAAAACUCCCCAGGAACAAAUCUUCAGAGCUGUGCUUAUCAAGAAAACAGAAAGGUCUCCAAAAGGUGACAUCCAUAGUGAAGGAUAUGUCUUGGAGGUAGAGUGCUGCUCCUCUUUAAACCAACUUUCAGACAAAAAGGAGAUACCUGAUUUUAUUAAGAAAAUUCAAGAUGCUGCAAGUCAAGGCUUGAAAUUUGUUGGAAUUAUACCUCAGUACCAUUCCCAAAAGAACUGUCUUGUCAGCACCUCCCUGACACCCGCCAGUAACAACUCUGUGCAAUCAAGAGAUAAUAAAAACGUUUCAAAUUACCCUGAGGAUCAUGCUUCACCGGAUGGCGAGAAAAUAGAUGGUAUUAAUGGAUGUAAUACUCCAGCACCGAGUGAGGAAAGUGCUGACCAAUGUGCCACAUCCAGGGAGGGCUGGAGAGGUGAAGGACAGGCUACUGAAGAGCUGAAUCUCAAGUCUGCGAAGGGAAACGAAGAACAUGCGAACCCAAGUGUAAGAGAAACAGCAGACAAGCCAAAUGGACUUGCAGAGAAUGAAACACCAGCACCAUGCUUAAAACCACUUACUGGCAAAGCAGAGAUCUUCAUUCUCUUCAACAAGCCAAAAACCCCACAAAGAUGCAGCCAGUAUUACACAGUGACUAUCCCUAUGAGGAUCUCCAGGAAUGGGCAGACUGUCAACAGCUUAGAAGCAAAUUGGCUGGAGCACAUGACAGAUCACUUCAGGAAAGGAGGCUCAUUGGUAAAUGCCAUCUUCAGCCUUGGAAUGGUAAAUGAUUCUUUACAUGGGACAAUGGAUGGAGUAUUUCUCUUUGAAGAUGUUACUGUGGAAGACAGUAAAACCAUGCAGAGCUAUGAUGCAAUUGUUGUAGAGCAGUGGACUGUCCUGAAGGGAGUUGAAGUGCAGACAGAUUACGUUCCGCUGCUGAAUUCCCUUGCCAUGUACGGCUGGCAGCUGACAUGCGUGCUUCCUACUCCAAUUGUGAAGACAAACAGGGAGGGGAAUUUAUCUACAAAGCAAAUUGUAUUUCUUCAGAGACCUUCUUUGCCCCAGAAAGCAAAGAAGAAAGAAUCUAAGUUUCACUGGAGGUUCUCCAAAGAAGACAUGCACAACAAACAUACAAAGAAAUCCACGAAGGCUAAAUUAAGUACUAGGGAGAAGCAAAUGGCAGAGGAGAAGCAGGAAUUUGAAGUCACAGAAAACACAAGAAACUUGGAAGCACAGAUCUCAACAGCAGCCAAGCCUGAUCCAGAACAGCAGCUGGAUGAUGUCAUAGACUUGGGAGAUGAGGUAGCAGGGACCAACGACAGAGGUACCCAUCACGACGGGGCAUCAGAAGAAACAUGUCCUGCCAGUUACGAUACUGAUGACAAUGACGCGCAGGUCUGCCUCAGCCAGAGUACGUCUGGCUGCUGUGCGGAUCAGGUAACAGAGGGGGGAGGCUGUGCUCCAGUCUCGGACGGCUGCACUGGCAGCGAUGGGGCAGGGCUGGCCGUGGACUGCUCCUGUGAAUAACACCUACAUUUCAAGAAUCCUGUGAGUUGCUGAUACUUUGCCAAGACAAAAGAACAGAUUUUGCUAAUCACCAUUGCUAACUCCAUUGCUCAAUUCAGCAUUUCUUUGGCAUUGUACUUACUUAGCUCCUUAGCACACCGAUAUCUUGGUAUUUUAAGUAACUACAGGGCCCGGGCUUUUUAACCCACAGAAAUGAAUUGCAAAAUUCUGUCCACUUUACAGAGUGGGAAAUGCCCUACGCUAUCUCCUAGAGCUACAUUUUAAAUUAAAAAGUGGGGACAGAAAACAUACUCGGGUUUUUCUGUGACCGACCUUAGCAAACUAGGUUUGUAUCUAGGUCAGUGCAAACGUUCCACUUGGUCAGAUUUUACUCUAUAGUACUUUCUUGUCCACGUAUCUUUGCUGGAGAAGUUAUUGUGCCAUAUGUUAUUUUGUCAUUAAGCUUGUAGUGUCAUGAAAAUGGUAUUUGGGCUUAAACAGGCUGAAAUUGGAAAGCUUAGAUAAGAUGGCUGUUAUCUGUAUUUAUCUCAAAUUGCAUACUUACUGAUGAUACUCUCUUCUGAAUUUUAUUAACUCUUGCAGAUCUUUAAGCAAUAAGCAAAUCGUGUGCCUAUUUUAGGCACGCUGGGUAAACAAACCCUGUGGUAAGUUUGUGUGAGGCAGAUGAUUCCAAUAUAAAAUGCCAUUUCCUAGUCACUCGCGUUUAUGUUCUCUUUGCCAGUCAACAGUUUCUCAGUAGUUGUGGGGGUUUCAGAAGAUAGAAAAACAGGGGGGAAAAAAGCAGGUAAAAUGUACAUCUUUCAGUGGCUGUCUUCACUAAAAUUGGAAUUAGACGUUACCUCCUGACCCUUCCAGGUGAUUUUGCAUCACUUCCUCACUGUUAUAAAAUAUGUUGUGGCCAACAAAUGUCACUAAAUGACCUUACAAAAUGCAAAUACCUUAAUAGAGGGUUUUUUUUUAUACAAGUAACCAUAUUUUGGGACUGAUACCUAAUGGAAUUCUGUAAAAUUACCAACAUUUUUAUGUUUGGAGCUACAUUAAAAUAUUUACAAGUGAAUGUACAUGUGUAACAUAGUUUCUGUGCCAAUGUUCUGCAAGUACUUCAGUGUUCUUAAAAAUGUAGGAAGUAGUUGUUUCUCUCUUCUUAACCGCCUUCAUCCCUAUUUAGAAGUGGUCAAGGAAUCUGGGAACAAGGUGAGAAAUACAUUCUAAAUUCCCCUGCUUUUUGUUUUUCUAAAGCAGGAGCUCCAAAAGUGAUUUGCUGUUUUUUCCCUGGACUGAUUUGUGCCUGAUAAUUUUCCUUAGUCUUCAAAUCCAAAUGCUGUACAAAGAACUAUUUUCUGUAUCAAAUGUGCACCUAGAAUGGUUCAAAAGCAUCUUCCAUGCCUAAAAAUUACGCAGUUGGCAGAACAUUGCAGAGAAGGGAAAAAUCAUACCACUUUGAAUAUUCAUCUAAUUGGGACAACGGCACUCAAGUUUAAACCAUUCGAUUUCACACACAAAGCACGGUGGUAUUUUUUGCAUUGAUUAAAGAGUUUUUUAUUUUGAAUUCAGUGGUUUAACCACAGGAUUAUAAGUAACUUCAAUUUCUGGUGGUAUUUUUCAAUUAUUUCAUUCUGUUUCUUGAAAUUAGACUGAAGUUGCAAUAGCCUCAAAAAAUAGGUUGUUUCAGUUGUUCUACUUAAAUACAAGGUCUCUGCUCUGGACAGUUUUAAGUACCUGUUUGCAAAUUUUAUUAGCGUAAGAUCCUUCUACUGAUGGUUUCUAUUUCAAGGACCAGCUUUGUAUUAAUCUUGUUUAAAAAUAUACUGUAUUUAAUGAACAUUUUACUAGUAGAAAGUGUUGCAGUAGAAAGAACUCUCCAAAUACUUCUGAAUAGAAAGUGUUUAUUGGAUUGCAAUUUGACCUUGUUUAACUGGAUCCCAACUGCAUACAAAACUAAAGAAAAAUAAAGGU